Molecule: messenger RNA, 1812 nt
Organism: Talaromyces amestolkiae
Lineage: Eukaryota; Fungi; Ascomycota; Eurotiomycetes; Eurotiales; Trichocomaceae
Exons: 3
Coding region: 1-1812 (603 amino acids)
Biological process (GO): heme biosynthetic process
Cellular component (GO): mitochondrial inner membrane
Molecular function (GO): protoporphyrinogen oxidase activity, oxygen as acceptor
Source: RefSeq, a predicted model, not a curated record
AUGCGAAGAUCCCGUCUCUCUCAUGCGAUUCGACCGAGUCCCAAGCUUUCCACAUCGACAGCGMCCCGCCGAUUCCUCCACCGGGUUCGCCAUGAGACCAAACCAUACAAUGUCGCAGUAAUUGGUGGCGGUCUUACGGGACUUACAGCUGCGUGGAGAUUAGUCCAAGAUCCGAAAUGUCAGAAAGUCACGCUCUACGAAAAGUCGCCUCAGCUUGGAGGUUGGCUCCAGUCCGAGAGGGUUGAGGUUGGUGAUGGGAAACAUGUGGUAUUUGAGCAUGGACCCAGGACGAUACGGGCGAGUCAACCUGCUGCAUUGCCAAUGUUAGAUCUGCUUUUCAGCUUGGAAUUAGCCGAUCAAAUAGUCCUCAUCGGCCAAAGGUCACCCGCCGCACGCAACCGAUAUAUCUACUAUCCCGACCAUUUAGUUCGAAUGCCCGGUCCCAAGCCCGACACGGGAUUGCUGAGUACGAUAUUAGAUGCGCUCAAGACUUUGUUCACCGAACCUAUAUUCAAGGGGACUGUAAUGAGUAUUUUGAAAGAGCCUGCCGUGGAAGUUCGCUCAGAUUUAAGAAAGGAUGAAUCAAUCGGAGACUUUUUCUCACGCCGGUUCGGUCCCAAAUUCGCAGAUAACUUCUUAUCGGCCAUGUUUCAUGGAAUUUACGCUGGCGACAUCUAUAAACUCAGUGCCGAUAGCAUUCUCGGAGUGCCACGGCUGAUUGAGGUCCAGAACGAGUCACUUCUAAUCGGCAUCUUGGAUGGAUUGCAGACAAAGAAAUCGUUUAUACCGGCUGAUUAUCUACUGGCACUGUGCUCGGUAGUGGGACAACGGCCACUGAGCCACUUUGAUCGUCUUCGUACAUUAAUAAGGCCCGCGAGCGUGUUUACGAUCAAAGAUGGUCUUGCGGAGAUAGCGUGUGGAUUUGAGAGGGGAUUUCAGAAAUACUCUGACAAGAUCCAAGUCGUGACUAAUGCUCGUAUCAACGAUAUCAAACGGGAGGAGAAUCAUGAUAUUACGAUAUCGUUGAAAGAUGACAAGAAGACGACAUCUCAAACAUUCAACAGAGUCAUCUCCACAGCACCACCGUCCGAAAUGGCGAAAAUGAUUGAAGCGGGCUCUCAAAACGAUACCUCAAAACCCAUUGAAUCCAUAUCACGACUUAAAGCGCAAAACUACGCAGUGAACGUAAUGGUCGUCAAUUUAUUCUACAACGAACCAAACCUCGUUCCUUACCGAGGUUUCGGGUAUCUCAUCCCUCGCAAUGUCCCCUUUGAGCAAAACCCAGAGCGAGGAUUGGGCGUGAUAUUCAGCUCCGAAACAAGUGAACACCAGGAUACAGCUGUCGGCACAAAACUGACUGUCAUGAUGGGCGGUCACUGGUGGGAUGGAUGGGCUGAAUCUGAUUUGCCUAGCCCUGAAAAGGCGACGCUCAUGGCUCGGUCGUUGCUGAAGCGACAUCUCGGCAUUGAUGCUACUCCCGCGGUGACGAGAGCCAGACUUCAGCGUGACGCUAUCCCGCAGUAUACCGUAAAUCAUCUAGUGAGAAUGGGUGGACUCUCUGACGCGAUUCGAAAGGACUUUGAUAAGCGUCUCACGCUUGCCGGAAACUGGUACGGUGUGCAUGGCGUGGGUGUCAAUGAUUGUGUCGUUCAGGGUUAUCUGGCAGCUACCUGGGGCGUAGAUUCGCUCGAGGGCGUCAAAGAUUUGGCAACGGGUAUGCCUGGUGAUCUUAUGGACGAGCAAGUAGGCGGUAUCCCGACUUCGGCGAAGCGGUAUUUGAUACAGCAAGCGCACAAAGUCCAGAGGAAAUAA